Messenger RNA from Pseudopipra pipra, 13412 nucleotides. It is a transcript of the gene CDH13, whose product is annotated as cadherin 13. Gene Ontology annotation, cellular component: catenin complex; plasma membrane; adherens junction. NCBI's taxonomy places the organism in Eukaryota, Metazoa, Chordata, Aves, Passeriformes, Pipridae. Gene Ontology annotation, molecular function: cadherin binding; calcium ion binding. The transcript has 13 exons. Gene Ontology annotation, biological process: multicellular organism development; sprouting angiogenesis; adherens junction organization. Bases 121 to 2274 code for a protein of 717 amino acids. The record is from RefSeq and is a predicted model, not a curated record.
GGGAAGUUGGCUGGCUCUCAAGGCAGAGUCUCUUCUCAAAGGCUGUUUCACAGUGAAAAUAUGCUCAGUGCAGCCGAGUGCAUGAAUGAAAAAGCCUCUGGUACCUUCUAGUCUGGCAAAAUGCAGCACAAAACUCAACUUACUCUGUCUUUUCUGCUGUCCCAGAUUCUGCUGCUUGCAUGGGCAGAAGAUUUAGAAUGUGUCCCUGGAUUCCAGCAGAAGGUUUUUCAUAUUGAGAAGCCAUUUGAAUUCACAGAGGACCGGCUGGUUCUGAACCUGAAAUUUGAUGACUGCAAGGGGAAUAACCAGUUGAACUUCGAGGUUUCUAACCCAGACUUCAGGGUGGAAGGCGACGGGUCUUUGGUUGCACUAAAGAACCUCUCAGGAGCUGGCACAGCCUUGUUCGUCCGCGCUCGCUCCGAGCACGCCGAGGAUACGGCGGAAAUUUUCAUCGCUGGAGCAAACGAAAAGCACGGGGCACUAAAGGAAAUCCUAAAACUAGAAGGCAAUGCUGGAAUUCCAAGACAAAAAAGGGCUAUUUUGGCAACUCCAAUAUUAAUUCCUGAAAAUCAAAGACCACCAUUUCCCAGACAAGUUGGCAAGGUCAUCAGAAGUGAAGGGACAGAGGGAGCAAAGUUUCGACUCUCUGGGAAGGGAGUGGAUCAAGACCCAAAAGGGAUUUUUAGAAUCAAUGAGAUCACUGGGGAUGUGUCUGUGACCCGAACCCUCGACAGAGAAGCCAUUGCCAAUUAUGAGCUUGAAGUUGAGGUCACAGAUCUGGGUGGGAAAACCAUCGACGGCCCAGUGCGCUUGGAUAUUUUUGUCAUUGACCAGAACGACAACAGGCCAAUGUUCAAAGAAGGGCCUUAUGUGGGGCAUGUCAUGGAGGGAUCUCCCACAGGAACCACAGUGAUGAGAAUGACAGCAUUCGAUGCCGAUGAUGCCAGCACGGACAAUGCUCUGCUGAGGUACAACAUCCUCAAACAGACCCCCACCAAACCCUCCCCAAACAUGUUCUACAUCGACCCAGAGAAGGGGGAUAUUGUGACAGUGGUGUCUCCUGUGCUGCUGGACCGGGAGACUAUGGAAAGCCCAAAAUACGAACUGGUUAUAGAAGCCAAGGAUAUGGGGGGUCUUGAUGUGGGACUGACUGGCACAGCAACUGCCACUAUUCUUAUUGACGACAAAAAUGACCAUCCACCAGAAUUUACCAAGAAGGAGUUUCAAGCCACAGUGAAGGAGGGAGUCACGGGUGUCAUAGUGAACUUAACUGUUGGCGACAGAGAUGACCCAGUGACUGGAGCAUGGAGAGCUGUCUACACCAUCAUCAAUGGAAAUCCAGGGCAGAGUUUUGAGAUCCACACCAAUCCCCAGACUAAUGAGGGAAUGCUCUCUGUUGUCAAACCUUUAGACUACGAGAUCUCGGCGUUUCACACGCUGCUCAUCAAGGUGGAGAACGAAGACCCUCUGAUCCCAGACAUAGCCUACGGCCCCAGUUCCACAGCAACGGUCCAGAUCACCGUGGAGGAUGUGAAUGAAGGGCCAGUUUUCCACCCAAACCCCAUGAUGGUGACAAAGCAGGAGAACAUCCCCAUUGGCAGCGUGGUGAUCACAGUGAACGCCACCGACCCCGACACCCUGCAGCACCAGACCAUCAGGUAUUCAGUUUACAAGGACCCAGCAGGCUGGCUGGAAAUCAACCCUACCAAUGGCACCAUCGGCACCACGGCUGUCCUGGAUCGGGAGUCUCCCUACGUGCAGGACAAUGUGUACACUGCCCUCUUCCUGGCAAUAGACAGUGGUAACCCUCCUGCCACGGGGACAGGAACUUUACACAUCACCUUGGAGGAUGUCAAUGACAACGUCCCGUCCCUUUAUCCAACACUGGCAAAAGUUUGUGAUGAUGCAAAAGAUCUCAGGGUAGUGGUACUUGGAGCAUCAGACAAAGACCUUCAUCCCAACACAGACCCUUUUAAAUUUGAACUGAGCAAGCAGUCUGGCCCAGAAAAAUUGUGGAGAAUCAACAAGCUUAACAAUACUCACGCCCAGGUCAUCCUGCUUCAAAACCUGAAAAAGGCCAAUUACAACAUCCCAAUCUCAGUGACAGAUUCUGGAAAACCCCCUCUGACUAACAACACAGAACUGAAAUUACAAGUGUGUACCUGCAAGAAAUCCAAAAUGGACUGCAGUGCCACCGAUGCCCUUCACAUCAGCCUGACCCUCAUCCUCCUGUCACUCCUCAGUUUACUUUGUAAGUCUUUUGCUGAACUGUAAGUAAUGAAGUGUUGUUGUUAACCUGCUCAUUUGUACUCUCCAUAAGAAAACCUACCAAGGGAGAAGUUAAAUUCCUCCACUGAUAUCACAGUGCAGUAAGUUGGGGUUCUUUUUCCCUGAAGGAAUAGCUGUGAGAAAGGUGGGGGGAGGGUUUCUUCCACAGUCAAAAAAUAGCAACAAGUGCCUGAUUGUCAAAUUAAGAAAUAGAGGCAAUAAUUUUAAGAAGAAUCAAAGAGAAUUAGAGCCAGCAUAUGAUAAACUGAGAAGUACCAGCUGUAGUAGCAGAUUUGUGAGAGCUUGCUUUCAUCUCUCCCCACUUGAAUUCAAUUCAAAUGCAGAAACAGGAGAUUAAAGGUGUUCAUGUAACAAAAGCUGUUCUGGGUCACCAGGAAAAUGAGGACUGUCUGCUCCAAUUUAUUCCUCUGCAUAAAGUGUGCAAGUGACUGGAACAUGAGGAACUUAUUGGUGAUUUUGGGCUUCGAACCACCCAGAAGUGAAAAUCAAAUUGCCAGUCUGGGUUGGAGGGCAGAGAGAGCUGACAGGCAAAAGAAGCUUCUGCUGCUUCUAAGAAAGAGUCACAAAGGAGAUUUACAAACUUCCUAAUUUGAAUUGGAAGAAGUAAAAAAAUAAUCCCAGAAUGACUCAAGAGUAGGAAUUCAAAGCCGUGGAAUCCCACCAUCUAACCUGGGGGUGUCCCUGGCUUGUCCUGUGACAGCUGCCAGCAAAUUUUUGAUGCAGGAUUACUUUUUAUUGCCUUACCUAUUAAAAAAGUAUAGCUGUUUCCUAUAACUGUAAUAACAAAUCUGUUAUUCAAGGACUAUUAUCCUCAUCUCAUGUGACUGAAAUACAUUGUAUGAUGACUUAAUACCUGAGCCAUGGGUAAAGGCCUUGCAUUCUCCAUGAGAUAGAAUCUACCACAAGGCAGAGAAGAUUUACACAUCUGAGCUUGGUGUAUUCUUGAUUACACAUCUGGUCCAUUUUUUUCUUAUUGUGUAGUGUUUUAUCCCAAAAGGUUGGCAUGAAGGUCAUUGUGAGAGAGCUGGUACUGUCUAAUGUUUGUGCUGCUCUUGAAGAUGAAAAGGACUGUAUAAAUGCUAAGUGCAAAUUCAUGUUCUUACUUUCAAUCAGUGACAUCUAAAGUAUCUGCACUGCCUUUGGUUCAGCUGCUCUGGGUUUAGUCUGCUGGAACCAAAGGCAAACUUCAGCUGUUAGAAGUAAUAUGUUAAAAAUGUUUGACAGGACGUGACACUAUUGCAACAGUGAGGGAAAUGUGCAGCCCAUUGAUUCAAAUAUAUUCCUGUUACCACUCCAUAAAUGUUGCUGGUGCUACACUGGGCUUGACUUUCACCACUGGAAUUAUUUUCUUAUCCGACAUGAUUUGCACUUGAACUUUAUUUACAUGAAUGCAUCUGGAUAUCAGAAUAUAAUGAGGUAGAGGAAAGCUUUUUGCUUUAGAAAGUUGCUACUUUUGUGGGGGUUUUAUAGGUGAUCAUUUUCCUUCUAUUGAAUUAUAAAACCACUUCUAGGUAUUGGAAAGCCCUUCUUGAGUUGCUCUUUUUGACUAUAGAUCUUCUUUGGCUCAACUAUAGGUAGGAUACAGCCCCUGGCAUCUGAAAGGGUAUUCCAUGGCUGGUAUUCCAUCUCUGGAACUGCUACUUAUGCAAAGCCAGCAAGCAUUACAACUUUCCUAACCAUUUCCCUCAGGUGUAAAUGACCACCUGGAAUAAAAGAAUGAGGCCGGGAGCCACUUAAAAUAAUGUGGUUCUGUGUUUGAACUUCUCUAAAAUGUGCUGCUAUCAUUGCAUUCCCAAUUCAUUUCCACACACUUUUUUUUUUUAUAACUGUGAUUAGUUCCAUUGCAAUGUUUUUGUAUAGUCCAAAUAUUUAUCAGAGUAAUCAAAGAUUAUGAUGCCAUAAAAACAAAGAGAACUUUAGUGCUUAUUGAACAGAUGAAACGUCCCAUUUCUAGUGGCAAGUUAUGGGUUUAAUUUUAGCAAAAGCCCUUACGUGGCUCACUUUGCUCCCAGUGUUUAUGUUUUAUGAGGCUCUUGUUCCUGGGAGGUAAAUCUUUCAGUCAAAUGAACUUUGUUAUUCAUGCCAAAGUAUUUCUUUUUCUAUCUGACAUCUGGUGUGAGGAUAGAUAGCCCUGUGAAAGAGCUGUUCAUGGGAAAAGUGCCCUGCAUGAAUGUCUUUCCUCUAGAAAACAUCUUGGUAUUAUCAUUUAAAUGGUGCAAUUAUUAUCUAUACUUAGAAUAUGUGCCUCCUUCCUAAAUCGUGAAAGAAGUUCAGAUGUGGCAGAUUUCUGGAGUGUCUGAGCACAGAAGUGAAGAGCCUGAUUAAAACUGUAAGACAUGCAAAAACCAGCAGUUCCUCCUAUUCUGUGGGUACCCUGCUGUGUUCAGUAUAUUGAGGGAUAAUGAGAUACAGUCUGCAGGGUUGCCCAGGAGCCCUUGGAAAGGUAGAUAUACUUGGAACAAGAAAAAUUUAGGAGUCCUUGUCAGCCAGAAAUAGAAAAUGUAAGAUGCCAAAGUACCUGGGCAGAUUGCUGGUUUUCCAUAUCAAAACAGUAAAGUGCUUGGUGGGAUUGAAAGAUGGUGAAUAUAGAUUUGAUUGAAAAAAGGAGCAUUUUUGUAUAGUUUGUACUUAACCUAACUAACUACUACUUGGAAUCAGUGGAAAUAUGUACAGUGGACAGGUGGAGGACUUUCCAAAGUUACAGUAAUUAAGGCUAACAAAUAUUGGGAAGAGUAUUCAGUGUCACCUGUCAUUAAUGCAGACACCAUGUUUCAGAUGAGACCUGAUGUAGCAGCAUCUUGUGCUCUGUCAGCUUUUCCUCACCACUUUUAGUGACAAGACAGGACCAAAAUGUUCAGAUAUAAUUAAGAAUGUAUUAAUUCAGAUUGAAGAAAAACAACAGAUAAAAAAAUAGGUCUGGGUUCCUCAUCAGGGAGAAGGACUGUGGAAAUGGGUUACUUUAAGAUGAGAAAGAGUGGAGAAAAGAGAAAGUGUGUCAUGCAGCAUCUCUGGUACUGGGUCUGAGGAUGUUCAUGCUGUCCCUUAGUGCUGUAUUGUCUCAGUCAUCUCCUGGUUUCAACUGACACAGCUAAAAUAGCUCUGAUCAGAAUUAAUGCAAGCAAAGUGAUGCACUCAGCACCACCAGAAUUAUGAACAAGUUCCCUCUGGAAAGCUCCUGAUCAUUUUUAGUAAGAGAACAACUAUGACAUUCCAGAAGGAUGAGGGAUGGAGAUAAGGGGAAAAUAAAACAAGCUAAAUAGUAAAAGAUUAAGAUAAAAACAGAGUUGUAUAUAUUGUCAUAACAAAGUCAGCAACAAAAACUGCCACUGGCCUUGUGAGAGACUGAGAAAGAAUCACUCUAGUUGGCAGACUAAGCUUUAGAUAAAUUACAAAUCAUUUAUAUUGUAAUUAUUUAAAAGAGUAUUUGAAUUCUGGACCUUUGAUUUUAUAAUAACUAUUUCACUUAAUUGCAUAGUCACUGAAUGAUAAUUGCAUUUCAUAUUUCCUUUUCUAUUCUGACAACAUAAAAGACCAAGUUAGAUUCCAAUGUGUGGAAUGAGGGGACUAAAAGAAUGACCAAAGGCACAAUAGUCAUGUCAGUAACAUUUUAUUUAAAAUUCCUAGUUAGAAAAAGGCUGGACUUCAAACACUUCAUGCUGAAAAAACCCCACAAUUUUGUACCUUAGUUGACUGUCAGCCAUUGGUAAGGCACUUCUUCGUGUUCACAGUGGAAUACAGAGCUGUAAGGUGAACUUACUUAAGUAAAGUAUUCCACUAUUCUGAACAGAAAGUAAUGUGUGAGACUGGGGGGGGGGGGGGAACUUCCAUGAAGAAAUUAAAUAAGCUGGAGGUCUCUCCAAUGGAAUUAAUUUGUUAAACUGAGGGUGAAAGGCCUCAGGUGUGUUGAAGAACAGAGACUCACACAGAUGUCAGUGCUGUGAUUGCAAAGGAGCCUUAGAGAUACCUUUGAAUUUAAUUUCCUAUUAAUUUCCACAAACUUUUCCUAUUUAAUGCCUGCUGCCCCUCACCAUAAUGUUUUUCUAAUUUGAGGAAUGCAGCUACAGGGUCAAUAGAGAAAAAAACCCACCUUUUUUCUUUCUCCUUGGAAAAUUAUGUAUUUGUUAUUAAACCAUUAUCAAAAAAAAAUUUUGAAUUAUAUUAACCUGUGGUUUUGAAUUUACAUGAGCCUGGACAGCCAGAGUUACUGCUGCAGUGUUAUCCUUCACCUGGUUCAUUUUUCAAAGCAACAGCAGCAUUUGUUUCUCUUGUCUAUCCCAUGUUAUUUGUGCAGGAACAUCAAAUGGCUGAGACUGAAACUCUGAAUUCCUGAAUGGCACCAGACUAAGACAAAUCAUAGCAGGUUUCAAAUGGAAAACACCUCUAAGGUCAUUGCUCUUUCCAUUACCUGCAGAUUCAGGUUUUUUUAUUGGGAGUUACUUGCCUUAGUUUUAGACAAUCAGGUAGUAUAUUGUUUUCAGGGCUCAGCUACUGUUUAGUUUUUACAGUAGAAUUUUGGCUUUUGCCAAGAAAAAGUUCAUUCCUAUUCCAUGAAGUUCCUUCAGAGGAACCAUUCCCGUAGAAGAAUUUGCUAAAAACAAUACUUUAUGUUUGUUUCUUUCUUUUGUUGUUUUGGUUGUAACUUUCUACAGCAAUUUUCUACUUUUCAGAGCAGUGGUAUUUAAUUAAAAAAAAAAUCAGUUUAAUUAGCAAGACUAGGGAAGCUUGCGAGAUAAAUUUUCCCAAUUUUGAGAAGUAAAAGAUGCCUGUAGUGGCUAGAAUUUCAAAAACCACCAAGGUGGGAAGAGUUUUGCUGUUCAAGGUGGUUUGUUGGGGUGGGGUUCAUUUUGCACUACUGUAAUUUGAGUUACAUUCUGUGUUAGAGCAGAUACCAUGUAGGUACUUUAGGUAGCAGUAAAUUAUGCUACCCAAGUAUUUGUAGGUUACUGAUAUUUAGUGGGUUCCAGUGAUAUAAAUCUCAUCUCCCCAAACCAAUAUAACAGCAGCAAUAUCCACUAUCACUCUUAAUGCUUAUUAUCUCUGUUACAGAGGCUUUGCUCCAUAUUAACAUUAUUAUUGUUACUGCUAAAUAUCAGUGAUAUAGAGGCUUUUUCAAAUGCCUGUAUGAGAAAAAUACCAUUAUUGUUGGUCUCCUUAAUGAGUUUGGUUGCUUAAACUCUAGUAAAGGAAAAGAUGGUUUGGGGGUUAAGGGAUUUCAUUCGAUUUGAGCCAGCCUUGAUUUGAAUCUCGCUUUCAGCUCAGAGCUGUGUCCAUUCUCCUGAUUUCUCUGCAGGUUUAGUCACUCCUGCAAUGUAUUUGCACUUGGCUUUGGGAGCCCACCUCAAGUUAAUGGGGCUUGAAAUGGCACAGAAGGUCCAUAUGGAUGCCCAUAAUUGGAGACAGGAUGUUUAUACACCCAGUCAUACAGACAUGACAAAUAGAAAUACCCCCCAGUUGUACACCAGCAUAUUUAAAAUGUGCUUAAUGACAUUACAUUUUAUUGAGUCAAUUAGGUGGGAAAUGGCAUUUUACACACAUUUUAAACCAUCCAAACACGUUCCAGAAGUACAGACAUGAAAAAAAAUACAACAGUUUAGAAGAUGUGUGUUUGGAGUGCAAAAGAGAACAAUGUUUCCAGCAAAUACAGCUCCUUCCUAAGAGCUGCAAUAUUGUUCCUGAUGGUCAUUCUGUAGGCAUGAAAUGGACUUUUAAAGAGAUUGGUUUGAUAGACCAUUUAGUAUUGUGAAUUCAAAUGAACACUUUUGUGUUUUCAUUUUCUCGACAGUACUCCGCAGUUACUGAUGAGAUAUAAUAUUUUGUAUUUCUUUGCUGAACAACCUCUUAAAGGCACAUAAAUAUUGAAUUGUUCUGGAGUGGCCUAUGACUUAAAAACUAGAACUGAAUAAAUGACCAAGUUAAGUAUUUUUUCUGUCCUCAGUGGUCCCUGUACACCAUGGGGUGUUUGUUUCUUUGAACUGUCCCUGUCCUUGGAUAUUUCCCCACGUCCAAACAACUCAGUUGCUUGCUGUUAGUUUUAGAUGUGAUACUAAAGAUAAAUGGAGGAGAUUUUUUUUUGUGCAUAAAGGUUUGAUGAGGAUGGGUUUGCUGCUUCUUUACUUACAAAGUCCUUUAAAAGGGCCAUUCAUGUUUGGACCAUUUCAGACUGCAUCUUAAAGCCUUGCUUCAUCUAUAUGUUUAAUUUGGAUAUGUCAUUAGUUAGUGCUUAUGUGAGUGCCAUGCUUAUGAAUAGCUCUUCACAGACUUUGAAGCAGGCAGGUUUUCUCAUUCGAUUUUCCCUUUUCUCUGGCUUAUGAGCAUUAUUCUUUCCUCACAUUUUUUUCUAUUUUAUUCUUACUUAAAAUGAAUUUCUUCAGAUGAUUAUUUUAGCAUUUCAAGCUGGGAUUAGCCUAUACCUACAGAACUGAAUGUGUCUGGACUACUUAUGUUCAUGUUCUACUUAUUUAAAACUGAUGGUGAACUAAGCUGUGCUGCUGUGGAAGAUGAGCUCUGCCUGCCUGAGCAGUUACCCACUCCUUUAAAAGGUUGGCUCACGGGUACAUUUUGAUGCAUUUCAUUUUUCAGCAUAAAUAUGAAAAAUCAGGAGACUUGUUCAAUGCUGCUAUUUCAAACCUGUACUUAUUCAUUUCAUUUGCUGAAUAUUUUCAAGCAUUCAGAUAAAUCUAUCAGAUUAGGGCAGAAGAAAAUACAGGUCCAGGCUGCAGGCAGCCACCUCUGCAAUUGUUUAGUUUUGAUGGAACUGGAAAAUGAAGGAAGCAUUUAUUGCCUAUUGGUUAAAUGAACGUGACAUUGCUUUGGAAAAGUAUCCAACUAAAAUUCAUAUCAAUUUUAAAAAAAUAAUCAUCUGGUACAUCUUAGUGACUCUACCCUAGAAAAUGCCCCCACCCCCAGUAAGAUACUUCAUAUCCCCGGUGAACAGGAAUUUCAUUAAAAGAUGCUUUAUUUGAUAAAUGUGGCAGUGCACUGGGCUGGGUGGAACAUGCUUCUGAAUUUCUAAGCAGAGUUAGAAUUUUACUUCAUCUGAACAGCUUUUCUCUUGGAUGGUGCUUCUUUUAUACAUUCCUUAGGACCAGCUCGUUCCGUUGUGAGUGGAUGUGGGUACACAACAAGGAGGAGGGGAAGCAGAAACCAGGAGCAGCAGUGAGCAGGGCCACUGCCAGGAGCCAGAAGAGCACUUUGUGUUACAUCAGCCCUGCUUCAGAUCUGCCACUACAGUCUUCUAAUAAAUUAGUUAGGAGUGGGAGAGCCACUCUUGGAAAUACCAUCUGCUGGUGUCAAAGAGGUACCCGGUGAAAAUGGCUUCAGCCUGAGCAACUUAUUCCCCUGUGCAGGCUGAUUAGUUUGGAUUGGCAUGUGUUCUCCACUGUCUUGCUAAUUGUGGCCACUUGCACAGCACGUGCCAGCAUUUUAGUUCCUGGAGUUAAAUAUUGACAUUGAUAUACGAGAGCCCACUGGAGCUGUGAGUGCAGUCAUGAGACACUCAUUUCACACACAGCACUAAUGCAGACAGUGUUUUUCCUGUCAUUAAGAACUUUGAAAUCAUUUCUCACAUAAAUGGAAAACAAAUUAUAUAUUAUGUCAUUAGCUGCAGAUUUUCAGGAUAAACUCAUUUACUGCUGUAAAUGAGGUCCUUAUAAAAGUUUAGAAGUUCCUUAUAAACUUUUCCCCAGGGUGUUGCUGCCCGGUGAGAUCACCAGUUUCUCCAGCCACAAUCAUCAUACCUACUGCUCUGGCUGACAACUAACCCCAAAGUUCUCAAUUGCAGGAAUGAGGACACAGGGUAUCCACCUGGGAAUAGUUGUUUCAGUCUUUCAAAUUCAAUGAGAUUUGGGGUGAAAUAUAAUUUAAAGGCAUAUGGUGCAAACACCACGAAACUUCUGGUGUUGAAAACUACAGGUGACUAAUCAACCAGUGAUGCACAUGAAAAUCAUUUAUAUUUCUCUGAGUUCUACAUGAAGGCUAAACUAAUAACUGUGUAUCUAAUUAAUGACCUUUUAUAGCUGGUAAAUCCAGGAAAGAAGUACCUGGCUGUUGAUUAGCUGCCUAAUCAGAAACACAGUUCUGAUCUCUUCUCUCAUUUUUGCAUUACCUCUUCAGCGUUACUGGGGUUUCGAUGAAGUCCAUGAUGUAAUGCAGGCUUCUAAUUAUGCAAAAUUAAUAUAAUAUUUCUGAUGAAAGGGUAAUUGAAAGAAAUGGAGCAUGCACGAGCUGAACUCCAAACUCUAGCUGCAUUAACUCUCAUAUUUUAAUGGGAAUUAAAGGAUGAAUGCAUCGUGGAUAAAGCUCAUUCCUGUACAGAGGGUCAGCGUGAAACUUAAAUGCCUUUAAUUUUUAUGAGGUUUUAACUGCAGUGUAGAAGCACAGUCUGUGUAAUGGGGGGUGAGUUUGGUCUCAGGAGAAACACAUCUUUCAGAGGCUUUUAAUUACUCAAUUUAGACCUGUUUCUUUAAAAUAAGCAGGGAAUUGAAUCACUAAUAUAGAAAUAUGUUCAGAGAAAGCUAAGGCUGCAGCAGGGAGGCUUGGAGUCCCUGGGACAUUCCAGAGCAUUUUCUGAGAUCAGGAGUUGCUUGUUGGCUGAUGGGAAGGGUUCUGCUGGAAUAUGAGCUCUUGGCAACCUGAACCACAGUGAAUGAGGUUACAGGCUACCAGUUGCAUUUUUCCUGGGAUGGGGCGUUGUGACAUCUUGUCUUAAAGUGCUCUGUGUGGUUUUUUCCUCCAUUUUCUUCUCUCAUGGGGAUCAACAUAAGGAGUAAACCUUGAGUCAGCCCACUGUGAAACAGGCAGGUAGCUGUAGUCCUUUAUAAAAAUCAGUAUUAUAAACACUUGGCUUGCACCUUUUCCAAACCAGUGACAAUUCAGGCCUGUCCUGUGCAGUUUGUGACCAACACCAACAACUCUUUUGACUUUCCAAGCACAGUCAACAUCAACAGACUUCAGUGGAAAUAAAAACAGGGGUUUAUUCCAUUUAAGUUUCUAAAUUACAAGUCUCCCUUCCCUAAACCAUCUACCUAGCCCUCUAUUCCUAUAGCAUUAUUAUUAAUAUUAAUUAUUAGUAGCACUAUUAGUACAUCAGACCCAGAGAAACAUGUACCACAUUUGUCAGUGUUCUUGACCAGCAAAAGCAAACAUCAUCUUCCAGUGCCAGAGCACGAGUGCCAACAGACACCAGCUGUUUGUAAUGUGCUCUGCUUUCUUAUCUGAGACCAUUAACCAGACCAGUAAUAAUUCUGACAACAAACACAGAGCAAUAACCCUGGUUUUUUCACUCUUAUCUUGCUGUUUGACUGUUAUCUUAAAAGGAACGUGGCUGAAUGUAUGUCAGGUGUUGAAGAGGUAGAGCAGAGAACUGUGAGAUAAAAUUAGUGGGAAUCACAUUAAAGACUUCAGUGGGAGAGAUUUCUGAAGAAAUAAGUCCCAUAUAGAAAUGCUGGUUUAGUGGUACUUGUGCAUCCCCCAGACCCCUUCAGGGAAAGGUGGGGGGUGGCCAGGUGAGAGCAAAGAUGCAGCCCCACCUUUGUGGCUUGCAGGUCUCCAGCUUUGGGCAAAAAAAUUACCUGUUGUAGGCACAGAAAUCACAUCUGAAACAACACAUGGUGUUGUAAUAAUUCUUGAGUGCUGAGACCAGUUAUGGAGACAGAGCUAAUAAAAAGAAAAUAAAAUAAUUACUAGGUGUAAUUAUCAUUACUCUGCAGAUCUCCCAGGCACAGGCUUACUAGGGCAUUAAAUUCUUAAAAGAAAUUGUUCACCCUGAUCAGCAAAUGUGUCUCUUGCACACAUUAUUUGCACAUUUUAUGCUCACAGUGUUCUUUAAGUACUAAUAUCUUCUAUGUGUUGUUGCCAUCUGCAAACUUUAAAUCAUAUGUAUCAUAAAAUACAUAAGAAUAGGUUAAAAAAACUAAAAACAAAUACAACCCCAUUGAAGUAGUGGAUAAAUACUAGGAUUCUUUAGGAUAGCUGUUUAGAAACAGAGCUCAAAUAAGAAGUAGAUGCUAAUAAUUUGGCUGGGUGUGUGCUUUUCUGGAAAUUUCAUUUGGUCCUUCUUUAUGGGGAGAAUAAAGAAAAAGAAAAGCAAACAAGAAAACUACAAUUCCUACAGAGAAAAUAACAGACAUUGGAAAUCCAUCUGGGAGAAGAGAGAUUUUAAAUAUGGACCAGAGGCUUAUCAGAUUUUAUAACAGAGCAGUUGUGUUGGUUUCAGCAGAUUCAACAUUGAUUUUUUCUGUACAAUCUGUGGUUGUUCUUGAUUUCUGCAGAUUUUGUGUUAAGGGAGUUACUGGCCAGAAUGUUUGGCCAAUAACAAUUUACAUGACUAUAUCAGACUAUUUGUAGGAAAAAAAUCAGUAACUGACACUCUCUUAUUAAAACCAAAGAAACUAAAAUUUAAACUAACUUCUCUAUAGGACAGAAGCAAUUUUUGAUCACCUUUAUGUGCAAUAGAAAGAGCCAAGAUAGAUUUGAACUUGUGUAUUCUUACUUACCAAAGCUGGUUAUCUACUGAGGUUUUACAGCCCAUAAUUUUGAAGGUUGAAUCUGAUUUUUAGAGGCAAACCCCACUCCUUCAGCAAUCCACCUUUACAAAAGGGUCAAUCAUCAUUAACGAGCAGAGACUUACUGUUCUUCCAGGCAGUGUUUGGAACAAGGCAAUUCUUUUAACACAACUUCAGCCGAGGCUGGUGAAAGGGCUGAGCUGAAUUCACAGCACUCUUGGCCCCCUUUGCCAAGGCCAAGAGUUUUGCAGAGGUGUCAGCAAAAGCAGCUGUUAGGAGACAGCAUUUUAUGGAGGCUUGCAGGGAGCUCCUCCCAUAUCACAGGUUUCUUUGAAAACAUGUCAGUGAAAGCUAUGAAUGGGAGGAAAACAGGUCAUGUAGAGAUAAUCCAGGGACACGUGUGCAGUAGGGAAGAGGCCGUGAAGGAGUCGCAGCUGCAGAGGUUUUGUCAAAGUGGCAGAUGAGGAAAAUGCUCUGUACAGCAAAAACUGACAGGGUAUGAGCACACAGGAGCUUCAAUUUGUCAAGGGCUCAGAAAAGAUGCUGCAAACCUGCUCACUGAGGAGAGCCUGGGUAGGAGAUUUAGCUGUUUGAAUGGCUGGAGAAAGCUCUUUGGGACAA